Molecule: messenger RNA, 425 nt
Organism: Paramuricea clavata
Lineage: Eukaryota; Metazoa; Cnidaria; Anthozoa; Malacalcyonacea; Plexauridae
Source: the annotation of a GenBank genome assembly
AAAACAGCUUUGAUGUUGUGGCAGAGUUUUACAAUGUCGAUAGGGAUCUUCUUGAAGUCGAGAAGAAUAUGUAUCAUAAUUCCAUCAUGGACGAGUCCAAUCCUCGGGCGAAAACUGCAGCAGACGUCGUCGAAAAAAUGUUUCAGGAUGGAUUAUGCGACUUAUUACCUAUAUUAUACAAGGCAGCAACUAUUUUAGCAUCAAUUCCUGCUACAUCUUGUACCACUGAAAGGUCAUUCAGUGGAUUGCGGCGCGUGAAAACCUACCUCCGCUCGACAAUGGGCGAAGAACGCUUGAAUUCUAUUGCUGUCAUUAAAAUUGAACGAGCAUAUGUUAACCGAACUAUUAAGAACGACAUGGUUAAAAUAAUUUAUACUUUGGUAAAAUUUGGCAGACGAAAUGGACGAGAUAGCUAUUUCUUCUAA